Peronospora farinosa is the source of this 1182-nucleotide messenger RNA. The record is from the annotation of a GenBank genome assembly. NCBI's taxonomy places the organism in Eukaryota, Oomycota, Peronosporomycetes, Peronosporales, Peronosporaceae.
AUGGAGCAAUUUGACGGCGACGGUCCUCGCAAUCACUUGGAAGCGGAGGCCCGCGACGAGAAGAAGAACCACCGCAAGGAUAAACCAUGGGAUAGUGAAGACAUUGACCACUGGAAGAUCGAUCCAUGGCAGGAAGAGGUACCUGACGAGAAGAACGCCGAGAAAACGAUCAAGAUGCCAGGUCUGCUGGAAGAGAGCUCGUUUGCUACGCUGUUUCCUAAGUACCGUGAGAAAUACUUGCGUGAGGUGUGGCCCAUCGUCACGAAGGCACUGGACACGCACAAGAUUUCGUGCGAGCUAAAUCUGGUGGAAGGCAGCAUGACGGUGCGCACCACACGCAAGACCACGGACCCUUAUAUCGUGCUCAAGGCGCGCGACUUGAUCAAGCUGCUAGCACGCAGUAUUCCUGUGAAUCAAGCGGUGAAGAUCAUGGAUGAUGAUAUGCAGAGCGACAUUAUCAAGAUUGGCGGCCUUGUGCGCAACAAAGAGCGCUUCGUGAAGCGCCGCCAGCGUCUCGUGGGUCCGGACGGAGCCACCCUGAAAGCCAUUGAGCUGCUUACCAACUGCUAUGUGCUCGUGCAGGGUAACACAGUGUCAGUUAUGGGUAGCUACCAUGGUCUUCGCAAUGUGCGCAAGAUUGUCGAGGACUGUUUUGCAAACGUGCACCCGAUUUACAACGUAAAGCGUCUGAUGAUUAAGCGUGAGCUGGCUAAGGACCCCAAGCUCAAAGACGAGAACUGGGAGCGCUUCUUGCCUUCGUUUAAGAAGCAGAACGUGCAGACAAAGAAGCCCAAGAAGGUGCGUGAGAAGAGAGAAUACACGCCGUUCCCGCCAGCGCCCACGGCCAGCAAGGUGGACAAGGAGAUUGAGAGUGGUGAGUACUUUAUGAAAGAGCAUGAACGCAAAGCCAUCAAGAACCAGAAGAAGCACGAGGAGAAUCUACACGUGCUGCAGAAGCGCAAGGCCGACAAGAUGGCCGAGCAUGUUGCGCCUAGUGAGAAGGAGACCACCAAGAAGCGGAAAAAAGAAAAGGCUGAGGUUCAGGAAGAGAACAAACGCGCGACUUCGGUCGAGGGUCUAAAGCAAAAGUUUCUCAGUCAGAAUAGUGCGAAGAAGGCAUCAAAGUCCAAAGCUGCUACUUCUGUAAACGACUAUUUGGCCAUCCCUUCCAAGAAAAAAUGA